GGGUCAGCAAAAGACAUCUGGGCAGAAGUGCACGAACUGAAGAACAUACCCGUCGCAAAAAAUCGCACUGCGCGUCAAGCGGGUUAUGGAGGCGGUGGAGGUGAUGCCGGUGUCAGCGGUGGCUCCGUAUCACAAGGAGGCGCUUGCGACGCAUGCUGUUUGCCAGGGCCCCAGGGACCAGCUGGCCCACCCGGUAAACCUGGAAAACCCGGCAAACCAGGUGCUCCUGGCCUACCAGGCAAUCCUGGCAAACCACCAAGCCAGCCUUGCGAACCAAUAACGCCACCUCCAUGCAAACCAUGUCCAGCAGGACAACCUGGCCCGCCUGGGCCCCCUGGUGCACCUGGCGAACCCGGAGCACAAGGACAACCAGGAACUCCCGGAGCAGAUGCAGCACCAGGCGAACCCGGACCAAAAGGACCGCCAGGACCAGUUGGAGAACCCGGACCGCCAGGACCACCAGGAGACGCCGGAGUACCUGCGCCAAGUGAACCACUCGUCCCCGGAGAACCUGGACCAGCUGGUGAACCUGGGCCACCAGGGCCACCCGGUCCACCAGGACAACCAGGCAGCGACGGUGCACCCGGCCCAGCAGGUCCGAAAGGACCGCCGGGACCAGAUGGGCAGCCGGGAGCAGAUGGUGCACCCGGGCAACCUGGACCCCCUGGACCUCCAGGAAGUCAAGGUGAAAAAGGUAUCUGCCCGAAAUACUGUGCUAUCGAUGGCGGUGUAUUUUUCGAGGACGGUACGCGCCGUUAA
Gongylonema pulchrum is the source of this 759-nucleotide messenger RNA. The record is from the annotation of a GenBank genome assembly. Lineage: Eukaryota; Metazoa; Nematoda; Chromadorea; Rhabditida; Gongylonematidae.